GCCGAACGGACGCCCUCCGGGGCCGCGCCGCAGCCCUCCGCGCUCCCCCCUAUCAUGCCCCGGGCCCAGGCGGGGGCCGCCCAAGCAGCCAGGACACCAUGCCCGAGGGCGGCGGUGGCGGCGACGGCGGGGAGGUGCCCGCGCUCAUCCCGGACGGCGAGCCGCUGCGGGAGGAGCAGCGGCCCCUGAAACAGUCCCUGGGGAGCUCCCUGUGCCGCGAGUCGCACUGGAAGUGCCUGCUUCUCACACUGCUCAUCCACGCCUGCGGCGCCGUGGUGGCCUGGUGUCGCCUGGCCACGGUGCCACGGCUGAUCCUGGGGCCCGAGGCGGCCCUGGCCCAGGGGGCUGGGGGCCCGCCGCCCACCUACCCAGCCAGCCCCUGCUCGGAUGGCUACCUGUACAUCCCACUGGCCUUUGUCUCCCUCCUCUACCUCCUCUACCUGGCCGAGUGCUGGCACUGUCACGUGCGCUCCUGCCAGGCGCCGCGCACCGACGCCAACACCGUGCUCGCCCUGAUCCGCCGGCUGCAGCAGGCGCCGCCCUGCGUCUGGUGGAAGGCCACCAGCUACCACUACGUGCGGCGCACCCGCCAGAUCACCCGCUACCGCAACGGCGACGCCUACACCACCACGCAGGUCUACCACGAGAGGGCCGACAGCCGCUCGGCUCGGGGCGAGUUCGACUACUCGGCCCACGGCGUCCGCGACGUCUCCAAGGAGCUCGUGGGCCUGGCCGACCACGCGGCCACGCGGCUGCGCUUCACCAAGUGCUUCAGCUUCGGCAGCGCCGAGGCCGAGGCCUCAUACCUCACGCAGCGGGCCCGCUUCUUCAGUGCCAACGAGGGCCUGGAUGACUACCUGGAGGCCCGGGAGGGCAUGCACCUGAAGGACGUGGACUUCCGCGAGUCCCUCAUGGUCUUCGCCGACCCUCGCAGCCCGCCGUGGUACGCGCGCGCCUGGGUCUUCUGGCUGGUGUCGGCGGCCACGCUGUCCUGGCCGCUGCGCGUUGUGGCGGCCUACGGCACGGCCCACGUGCAUUACCAGGUGGAGAAGCUCUUCGGCGCCAGCUCGCCCGCACCCGGGGCCGGGCCCAGCGGGCCCCCGCUCUCCCGUGUGGCCACGGUGGACUUCACCGAGCUUGAGUGGCACAUCUGCUCCAACCGGCAGCUGGUGCCCAGCUACUCAGAGGCCGUGGUCAUGGACGCCAGCUCGGGCGCCUACCUCCGUGGCUGCCAGCGCUGCCGCCGCUCCGUCAGCAGCAACUCGCUGCCUCCCGCCCGGCCCAGCGGGCCCCGCCUGCCUUUUAGCCGCAGCCGCCUCUCACUGGGAGCCGGGGGCCGCGCCACGCCGGGGGUCUUCCGAAGCCUAAGCGGGGGGCCGCUGGGGCGCCGUGGAGAGGACACGGAGCCCCUGGAAAGCCCACCGUGCUAUGAGGACGCCCUUUACUUCCCCGUGCUCAUCGUUCACGGUGACAGCGGCUGCCAGGGGGACGGGCAGGGUGCGCUCUGAGACCCACGCGGCCCCCACACUGGCCCUCCCCCCACCAUCCUACCACAGGGCUUCCAUGCCUGAGUAAUUGUUAUCCAGAACAGGAGGGAAGACAGACCAGCACACAAGGGAUGGGGUGGGGUUGGAGCCCUUAGGCUAACAUGCAGGGACCCACGGUCAUUUUGGGGGCGGAGGGACACCACUGCGGUUGGGUCUACGAACCGUCCCAGCAUGGCUCCCCUCCAACCACCACCACGUCCCACCCCCUGCGAUGGCGGACGACCUAGCCUGGGGGCCUCUCAGGCUGCGCAGGGAAAGAAGUUUCCAGAAAGCCUGGGCUGGGGGAGGAGUCCCAGAGACAGCUGUUGCCUGCAGCAGAGGGCUGCCUGUGGACUCUUCUCUGCAUGGCUGAAGCCACGGCAGGGGCCCUCGAGCAACCCAGAAGCACAAAUCGGUGGUUUGGGGCCACCCAGCUGGGCUGGCAUCCACGAACCUGAAGAGCCGGCUACGGCAGCACCACGGCCUCGGCCCCACUACGCUCCCAAAGUCCCCAUCCUCCUUCCCUGACAGGCCCGUCCCUGCCUGCCCUCUGGCCUCUGCUCAGGGCCAGUCCCUGAUCAGACCCUGUGGCGCGGCCCCUCUACCAGGAGCCUGGUUCUUGGAGCACAGCCCUGUCCCACCCCACCCCCCUGUCUUCCCUGGUCCACCCUCCCCUGCACAUCCAGUCACCCCUGUAACCCGGGGUUCUUUCCCAGGGCCCCAUCCCAAUUCCAUAUUCUCUGGUCUCUGCUCCUGGCCCCAGAAGUCCACGUCCGCCUCUGUCAGCCGCGCACACACCUUCCAGGCUGUGUCCUCUCAUCGCCCCCUGACUUCUCUGCUCUUUACCUUCCUGAUGACCCACGGGGCUCAGGGCUAUCGGGCAUCCGAGAGGCCUUGGCCUCGGCCACAGCCUCUUGGACGAUGCCCUUGCUCUGCCAUGGAGGCCCCUGCUUCCCCCGUCCCUGGGGCUUGGCCCAGGGGACACCAGCCCUCCCCCAGGGAAGAGAGAGUAGUCCCUUCCCUUCCAACUGGGGCUUCCACCCGCUCUCAUGGGCCGGUGGGGGAGGGAGGAGGCAGAGAAGAUGCAGCUAAAAUAAAAGGUAUGAAAUGGAA
Molecule: messenger RNA, 2639 nt
Organism: Lipotes vexillifer (Yangtze River dolphin)
Lineage: Eukaryota; Metazoa; Chordata; Mammalia; Artiodactyla; Lipotidae
Gene: TMEM151A
Product: transmembrane protein 151A
Exons: 2
Coding region: 99-1508 (469 amino acids)
Source: RefSeq, a predicted model, not a curated record